This is a messenger RNA of Lasiosphaeria miniovina, 3230 nucleotides long. Its product is annotated as ankyrin repeat-containing domain protein. Lineage: Eukaryota; Fungi; Ascomycota; Sordariomycetes; Sordariales; Lasiosphaeriaceae. The transcript has a single exon. The record is from RefSeq and is a predicted model, not a curated record. Gene Ontology annotation, cellular component: ciliary inversin compartment. Bases 499 to 3132 code for a protein of 877 amino acids. Gene Ontology annotation, biological process: protein localization to ciliary inversin compartment. Gene Ontology annotation, molecular function: protein binding.
GUAACCCACCCCCCGACCUCGAUAAGCGGAGUUGGAUGAACUAAUAUGAGCAUCACUGGGCAGGCUACGAAAAGAAGACCGUGAUGUGACGUUCAUCCUUUUUCUUUUUAAGAGCCGCCAGAGAGCUUACGGACGUUCCUCACUGGGUACUUUCCAUCCUACAUUACCUUACCUACCUGGCUUUGGGUAUCUACUUAGGCUGGCAUACGGGUACCAUCCGUUCUUCCCCCUUGGGUUCACCCACAUUACCUCCCGUCAUCAUGCGCACGUAGGGGUUAGCACCGCCCCCCCACCGGCCGACCCUCCCGCAACGAUUCCCACGGCUUAAAGCCUUAUGCGCCCCGACCCCGCCCCAGCCUCACAGCCCGAAGACCAACCUGCCUCACCUCUCCUCUUCCAGUCACCACCGUCAUCCUCGUGUCUUCCUGCCUUUGGAAUACCUGCACAAAUCUCGACAAGUCGUCUUGGGUCCAGCGCACGCAGCGCGCCAGCCUCUCGAUGAAGGAGAUGAUGGCGUCGCACACGAUGGUCAAGCUGAGGAAGCUUACUCCAAAGGCCAAGACAAAAAAGGCCGACACGAGGGCGUCGAGCCCCAAGCCGCCGCCGAAGCCUACUCCCCACCCAAUCCCUGUUCUGCGCCUCCCCCCUGAGAUUGUCCUCCUCAUCCUCGAGUUGCUCGAUCCUAAAGACCAGCUUGCCCUCGAUCGCACGAGCCGCUUCUUCUACUUUAUCGUUAACCCCACCAUCUACACGACAAAUGUCAGGCUUGAGCGCGCGACGUGCGUGUUCUGGGGCGCUGAAAACGGCCAGCUUGGCACCCUCAAGCAUGCGUUGGCCGCCGGCGCCGAUCUGAAUGCCUCGGGUCCCAUCGACAGGAAAGCUGCCGCUGAGAGCGCAACUACGAACGCCAACGGCGAUGGCGGCACUAAUGGCGACGCCACCGAGAAUGCCGACGACGACGAGGCGAGCUCCGAUUCACGCAUCCAGCCCUGGGGAACCGCGCUCCACCUAGCGGCCAAGGGCGGCCACCGUGAAGUUGUCGAAUGGCUGCUCGACAACGGCGCCGACAUGAAUGCCCCCUCGUUCCGGCUCUGCGAGUGUCAGUCGCUUAAGGGGGCUAGGCAUCCCUCGCGACGCUUAACCGAGUGGCCCCGCUGGCGCGCCUUACACACGGCCAUGUGCUUCCAAGAGCGCCUGGUAGCCGAGCUUCUCAUCUUUCGCGGCGCAAACCUGGACCUAGAUGUCACAGCCGGGCAUAACCAUACCGCCCUGCAUUCCGCCGCUGCCAACGGCCUGAUUCCUGUCAUCAAACUCCUGGCCCUCGACCCCAACUUUGUCAUCGAGGAGCGUGACGCCACCGAGAACACAGCACUUCACUAUGUGGCCGAGCUUUGGGGAGCUCGUGACUGUGCCGAAAUUAGGGAUACCGUCACCAAGCUUCUUGCCCUCGGCGCCGACCUGGAAGCUCACAACGAAAGCGGCCACACGCCACUGCUAAACGCUUGCUACCGAGGCAACUACGCCGCCGCCCUCCGCCUGAUCAGCGUUGGCGCGAAUCCCGAUCCGCACCGCCACAUUCCGAACUUUCGAGACAUCCGACCGCUCUUUUACUGCACCAUUCCUCGUUCCGAGUUUUUUGAUCUCGACGAGGCGCCAGUCAAGCACGACGAGUUUGAGGGCAACCGCGUAAGUCUGAUCAAGGCCCUGGUUGACGCGGGUGCUGAGGUCGACGCCCUGUUUGACAAACGUGGCUACCGCAAUGUGACUGCGUUGAUGCUGGCCUGCGAGCUUGCGGAGCCACGUGCUGUGACGGCGCUUAUCAAGGGCGGGGCUGCCGUCAACGCACAGGAUCGCGUCGGAAGAACCCCCCUAUUUUUUGCCUGCUCGGUGCGGGUCGAUCAUCGUGCAGAGGUUCCAGAGAUCUCCUCCGUCUUGUUGCGGCAUGGGGCGCGUUUGGACUUGGAAGAGGACCCCAACAACAGCCCACUCGAGUGGGCCAUCAAGCACGUCCGAUGGGGCGAUAGCGACAUUCUUGAGGUGAUGCUCAAUGCCUCGGACGAGGUCAACCUGACGGAAUCCAAGCUCAAGAACGCACUUAAGAAGUGCGCUUCUAGCGGGAAUUACAAGGCAAUGAGAUCGCUCCUCAAAUUUGGUGAUAGGACCUACGGCAUCUCCGAUGACGACAUCAAGGAGUAUCUGGAUCUGACUAUCCAACAAAAUGACCCGUGGAACCAGCGCGAUACCUUCAGCUGCCUGAUGGAUUUCGGGAAGGUGAUGGACUCGAAUGAAGUGCUCUUGUUCAAGACCUUGCUGCAAAAGAAUCGGGAUUUGACCAUGGCGGUUCUUGAGCGCGGAGUCGUCGUCAGUGAUCCCAGAUUUUACGGCGGGCAGACUUACCUACACAUGGCCUGUCAGUGGGGGGAUAUUGAUGUCGUCAAGGCUCUCCUCGAGAGAGCCGCUGAGGUCAACGUAUUCGACAGGGAGCUUAGGACGCCUUUAUCUAUCGCAGUCUCGGAAAACAACAAGGUAGUCGCGUCUCAACUCAUCCGAGAGGUGGCCGACCCACACCUCGUGCCAUCGGACGAUUUACUUAAGGAGCUGUUCGACGAGGACGAUGACGAAUGGCGUAUCGUAAAGCGCCGCUAUCAUACCGCUUUUGAUAUUGCCAUUGCGUCUCAAGACCGAGCAUCUAUCCUCGAGGAAAUGCUGUCACACUACGAGUUGCCUCAGAUCCGCCCAGGAUCGAAGUUCACAUAUGUCCACCGCGCUUGCCAGAACCCGAACACGGAAGUCUUGAGCAUGCUACUGCGCAAGGGCGCGUGUCCAAAAGGCGGGGAGGGAUGCCCGAACCCACCACUUGGGAGUCUUCUCCGCCACCUCUGGGAAGAACCAAAGAAACAUAGCCUUGCAUCCUGCACCCUCCGGACGGCAAAAGUGCUCUUGUCCCACUGCGUUAGGCUAAAGAUUCCCAUCGGGGCCACUGCUUAUGAGAUGUUCAAAGAGAUUGGCCUCUACGACGGCCCAGAUACUGACAGACAGAUACUGAGAGGGAUCAUACAGAAAGAGCUUGGUGUCAGGACCUGCGUUACAGAUGAAGAGGUAUUACUUGAAUUUGACGUAGACGAAACAUAAUAAGGAUCGCAAUGUCAGGGGCGAGGGUGUCUUUUCUUUCACGUCGGUAAUGGACAGGGGGGUACGGAGUCCUUUAUAGCGAACACAAAUCCUUGGAG